AUGUUUCCUGAAAUCGAUCGACAAGAAAAGAAAGCAGCAGAGGUUCGACGCGCACCUGCUUCACCACUCCAACCGACCCUCGAGAACUAUUCUCCAAUGCAAGUCGCGCAGGAUUACAACGCUAUACCGCAAAUGGUGCAAGCAGGUGGUCAAAAUACAGGAAUCUACCCGUCACAAGCUCAAUCGUACCUCCCGAAUAUGCAACAGUCGUCCGGUUCUAGUCAAUUCAUGGGAAGCAGUGGAAUGGGAAACGCACUAGGAAGCGGAAUGGGAAGCGGAAUGGGAAGCGGAAUGGGGAGUGGAAUGUCGCAGACAGGAAUGAAUCUGCCAGCCUUGCCGCUGCUGCUCAGUGGCGAAAAUGGCACACCUGAAGCGAUAAACGCUUUACGUAAUCAGCAGUAUUUAGCUCAACUUGCACGCCAUCAGUCUGAAUUAACCCGCUACAAUGCGAAGCAACUGGAAUAUCUCGAUCAACAACGACGUUACCAACAGUCAAUGAUUGAUCAUCAAGCAGGAGCUGCGCUUCUCAUGCAGAAACAACAACAAGACAUAAUAAAUGAGCAACUGAAGCAGGUCCAGUCGUCUUUCGGAAAAACUGAAACACUUGGGAAUGAUAACACCGUUGGAGGACGGGUAUUGACAGCUCGAGCCAAAGGAGUAAAAACUCACGAACCAAGUGCACCAAGACGGAGCUUGUCCGAUGACGACGUCAUAACGAACGAUCAGCACCUGAGAGAGUAUUUCAAGGAGAAGUAUGGAAUUCAGCUACCAACAGAAGCAAGUGAAUUGACAAGUGAGGAGCGAGAAACUCUUAGGGCGCUCAAGAAAGUCCUCUCGGAAAACAAGGAAACGGCAAUCGAUAAAGGUGUUUUCAGGACUAUGGACUCUUUGAAAAGG
This is a messenger RNA of Ostertagia ostertagi, 897 nucleotides long. Lineage: Eukaryota; Metazoa; Nematoda; Chromadorea; Rhabditida; Trichostrongylidae. The record is from the annotation of a GenBank genome assembly.